Molecule: messenger RNA, 2125 nt
Organism: Ruditapes philippinarum (Manila clam)
Lineage: Eukaryota; Metazoa; Mollusca; Bivalvia; Venerida; Veneridae
Product: protocadherin-7-like
Biological process (GO): homophilic cell-cell adhesion
Cellular component (GO): plasma membrane
Molecular function (GO): calcium ion binding
Source: RefSeq, a predicted model, not a curated record
UUUGAGAUUAUUUCUGUGAAAGUUGUAAUUAAUGAUUUGAAUGAUAAUUCCCCGACGUUUCCCCACAAUACGCAGGCUAUAGCUAUAUCAGAGGCGGCAGCCAAAGGUUCAUCAUAUAUGAUUGAAAAUGCAGUAGAUCAUGACAAAGGUGCAAAUAAUUCUAUACAGUAUUAUGAAUUUGUUGGAGACAAAAAUGUUUUUGACUUGCGUGUUGAACGUAAACUUGAUGAGAGUUUCUCAGUAAAACUUCUUGUUAUCUACAAAAUGAAAUCUCCGUUUUUGCUGCAACACUUCCUAUAUGUUACAGUAAAGGAAGAUACCCGUGAUGGCUCUGGUAUCCUGCAGAUCAGUGCCACGGACAAGGAUAUUAAUGAAAACAGUUGGUUACUUUACCGUCUUAGUCCACGGCAAUCAGAUCUCGAAGAAAUUAAAUCUCUCUUUUAUAUAAAUGAACACACUGGAGUACUAAGUAUAAUCGGUCAGUUAGUGUAUGACCCCAAAAAAGUUUACAAAAUAAUUGUUGAAGCCGUAGAUAGAGGUAAACCAUCAUUACCGUCCACCAAUCAGGCGGAGGUCACCGUUUAUAUCAAAGAUACAGGAAACAAUCCACCAACUGUGCAAAUUAACCUUAUAUCUAGUGGCACUGGACGUAUGGUUAACGUAUCUGAAUUCUCCUCAAAAGGAACUUUUGUUGCCCAUGUUGAAGUAAAAGAUAAAGACACCGGACAAAAUGGUGAUGUUAGUUGUUCUGUUGAUGAUGCCUUUUUCGCUCUUGAACCAUUAUCAAAUAAAGGAUAUAAAGUUGUUGUUGCUAAAACAUUGGAUAGUGAAAAACAAGAUCUACAUACUGUUGUUGUCACAUGUGAAGACAAAGGUAGUCCUGUUCUUAGUUCUUCCGAUAGUUUUCUUGUGCGUGUAACUGACGAAAAUGAUAUGGUACCAAAGUUUACAAAGAAAAAUUAUUUUGAAGAUUUCUAUGAAAACAAUGAGAGAGGUGAUUUAGUAAUUUCUGUGAGAGCAACAGAUGAUGACAAAAGUAAUACAAAUAAUUCUAAAAUUGAAUAUUAUUUAGAUCCAAUGAUGAAGGAUUAUUUCACAAUUGAUUCAAGCACCGGGACUAUUAGAGCUUUGGUCCCUUUUGAUCGUGAAGAAAGAAGUAUCUGGACAUUUAAAGUUUUCGCCAGAGAUUUUGGAAAUCCACGUCUAACUGGAAAUGCCACUGUUAAUGUUAGAAUUAAAGAUGAAAAUGACAAUGCUCCAAAGUUUACAAAUACAACUUUUAUCUUUUAUGUUCAAGAAAAUCUUCCAUCAGGUAGUGUAGCCGAUAGGUUGACAGCGAAGGAUUACGACGCUGAUGAAAAUGGAAUGUUUACAUAUGCAAUCUCGAAUACAAAAGAAACAAAACUUCCAUUUUUACUGUUUCCUGAUGGAGUUAUAAAAACCACAAUGGAAUUAGAUAGAGAAGCUAAAAGCUCAUAUGAAUUUCUUGUUAUUGCUAUAGAUAAAGGAAUUCCAAAAAGAACAAGUAGUGCUAAAGUAAUUAUAAAAGUUUCUGACGUUAAUGAUGAAUCCCGAAAAAUUGUCUUCCCUAAAAAAAAGACGUCAAUGACACUAUUAUUGUGUAACAACACACCGGUUAGUUCUGGUCCAAACACUAAUAUCAUUAUAGUAGUGGUGGUUAUUUUCUUAACGUUCUUUUUAUCGUUGGCAAUAAUAAUCGUGAUAUGUGUCAUAAGAAAGUUUGAUAGAGAUAGAUUGAAAACUCAGAAUAUUCAAAUAAACAAGCUUCCUAAUAACAUGACUGAGAUUCGAGACAAUACGGCCAAUGGUGUGAUCAUGACACGUCCAUAUGAUAAAGUCGACUCCCUGAAAAAGAGGAAAGAAGUUAGUUUUUCAUUUGAAGAUGAUUUAGACUGCAUGCAAGAUCAUGAAUUGACUUUCUCCAACAAUUCAGCGUUCAAUGAGCCAGUCACCGAGGUAACUCCAUUAUAUAGUUUUAAACCAUUUGUUAAGGCUAAACAAAAUUAUAUGAUUCCUUGUGAAAGAUAAUGUUCAUAAGUCUGACUUGCUUUGAUUAUAAUAACAGAAGGCCAGACCAAAUCAAAUAGUUGUUUGUCAGUGCUUC